CUACGACGACCCAGCAGCAGCAGCAGCAGCAGCAGAGUGAGAAGGCUCGCCUGACGCCCCAGGUUGCUGGUCUCCCUGCCCCGGAGUGUCCAUCACAGCGGUGAUGAUGUCGUCAAAGUCAUCAUUGGGCACCGGUGUCCUGCAGAAGGGGCACCUCCGCGAGAAGGGUUCGGGGUGGGGGUCAUCCGGAGUCGGCACACGCGCGGGCUGAUCACACAACACACGAGAUGAGACUAUCUGUGCAGCAGGCAUCCUCUUUGUCAAUGCAUCCGUACUUGUCUUUGUCUCUGUAGUGCCCGCACACACGCAGAGCAGAUGUCGUUGAGGCAGCAGAUGGUCCGCAUCCGUAUCUUGUACGGGACGUUGUACGUGUCUACACAUAUCGGGCACUGAGAGGGCGACAGGUCGGUCCGAUCAGGGGACACUGGUGCCGGUGCACUGACACAAGCAAGACAGAGACCAUUCCAACUGUGGUCGGUCAUCCCCCAGGCCCCCCACGCCCACCUGUCGUCCACAUCAGCAGGGGCAGCUUGCCGGGGUGCCUCCAGUGCAGCACCAGCAGGUGCUGAUGGCCUCCCUCCCUCAUUCACGCGCCAUCGUCUUCGCCGGGGAGGAGGCGCACUGAAGAGAACACACACACCAAACAGCACAGUGAAUGGCACGCCGUCGUCUGGUGUGAUUGAUGUGGUUGCUACCCGUCAGGUGUGUCUUGGAGCAUCUCUCAUUGUCGAGAAAGUGAUAGCGUCGUCCCGCACCAUGAACUGUGCCUUUGCCCUUUCGGAAAUCCAGGAGGG
This is a messenger RNA of Vitrella brassicaformis, 794 nucleotides long. Lineage: Eukaryota; Vitrellaceae. The record is from the annotation of a GenBank genome assembly.